GGCAAUUGCAUUCGCUCUUCAAAGCAAAGAGUCUCCCACUUCUGGUAUUUUGUCAUGUUUGUUGGUUUUGUCUCUGACUCUGGCUUUAGUUUUAGCGGUCUGUAAAUGGAGGUAAAGGGAAAACAUGGACCGGAGACAGAGAGCUACACGCUUCGUGGAGGGACUUGCAGAAAAAUUCUUCAAAGAAACACAUGGAGGGUUUGUUUCUGCAAAAGAUAAGAAAUCAUACCUCAUGAAGUCAUUUUCAUUACUGGCUCAAGGAAGACUAAAGAGGGAGCUCGUUAAAUAUCGGUCCUUGUACUGUAAGAGAUUCAGACGGUGCAUCAAGAACCUGAAGGAAAACCAAGAUGCUCCUGGAGACCAUGAUGUGGUUAACUGUGGACAAAGUCUUCAGAACUUUGAAGACACUCUUACUGUUUCUGUUGACCAAGGAACAUCCAAGAUGGAAGUUGCAAAACAAGAAACAAAGGAGAUGCCAUCUUGUUCCAAGGAAAUAACAGACAAUACACCUGCUAGUGACAAUCAGCAUGGUAAAGCUUGUUCUCCAAAGAAACAGUCCAUAUCUUGUAUUCCACCAGAUUCUCCAAAUGAGACAAGAGCUGAUUGGACGAGCAUAAAGGAUCAUUGUGUGAAAAGAUCCAUGAGUGUGAAUGAGCUAUGUACAGAAAUGACGGUCUUGUUUCAUCAAUGUGUAAAUGCCUCCCUCAAUGACAAGAUGAACCAUGCAGUUAGGUUUUUUAGAAAAGAAGUUGCUGGUAUUCUCAAGCAUAAGAACAGUGCAAGAGCUUCUGAUCUUGCCAAUGCUCUACAUAGUAUCAUGCUAUUUUUCCACUUCAAGUGUGACAUUUUGCGUACAGACCACAAGCAGGUAAAUAAACAACUUUUAUGUAAGGAUGCUGCCUACAGAUGUCUCAUGGCUACUAUGUUCUCGCUUUACUCUAGUUUGAAUAUGAUCAUUACAAGGUGUGAUCCGGAUAAAAGUCAUCGGUUGGCUCGUCAUACCCUUUUCAAGGCCUGCCUCCUGUUAGAAAGCAAAGAACUCUUGAUGGAUGUGGUAUUGCAGCUCUUAGUUAAACCAGAGCCUAUUGAUGCUCCAUAUCUUCAUCCUACAAUCAUGCAUGUGCUGAAACACCCUCCAAACCCAUGCACCCCUUCCUCAUAUAUCAAGCAUGUCUUGGUGUGUCGGUUGGCCAGGUAUAUCUUGCCACGGGACUUGUAUCCAGAAAUAACAAAACAACUGGAGUUUAACCGGAGCCUCUUGCCUCCUCAUGGCUUGUUAAAGUGGCUAGCUGACCUCUGCCCCCAUCUGAGCUGUGAACUCUCGACCAAUGCCAAGGAUCAUCUGAUGACCAGUUAUUUUCUUCAGAUUGCCUCCCAUGACCUCUGCAAUGAACUUCAGCAGAAUCUGUAUAACCAUCUAGGAUCAGUGAGCCUGGGAGAAGCACAGAAGUCAUCAGGAAUGAUGGAUGACGGAGCAGAUAGUCCUGACUGCACCGGUGCUAUUAACAUUGAUGGGGAUGCAGUCAUUCUAGAGUCUGAUGUGGAAGAAGUAUCAGGGAACCACUCCAAAGAUACCAGUGCACGUAGGGGUCAAACUGAAUCAAGUAAACAAACUGAUCAACCUGCUAACCAAUUCUACAGAGAUCCUAGUAGAAUUGUCCAGUCACUUGGUGUGCAAGAUCAAAGAGUUUCUGUUGUAGGAAAGACACUUUCUCAGAAUGAUGAUGAAGGACAGCCUUCAGAAGAAGUUUUGGUAAUUUCUCAAGAAAUUGAGUUAAUGGAUCAAAGAUCGCAGGGUGCUUCAACCCAAGUACCAAUUAUAAGCAAGACAAAGAAAGGAAAUGCUUUCAGGAAGGGCCAAAAGAGACAGGUGAACGCCAAUUUUCCAGAUGUUUGCAAGAAGGUAAAUGGGAAUUCUAGAAAUGAGGCCAGUACAGCAAGAAAUUCACAUCAAGGAAGUGAUGAAAUGAAAAGCAAAGAAGUACUGAUCACUGUACAAGAUAGUGAGUUGGAUGAGGAACAGCAAGAAGGUAAACCUUGUAAUGAAAUAGCUGUCAGCAAGAAGGCAGAAGCAAGGUGUGAAGAGAUAUCAAAGAAUGUUAAAAUACCUCCCAGCGCAGGCAAGCCACACGAUGCUGUUGAAGUAGUCUUUGGAACUGUCCAAGAGAAAGGGUCUUCAGAGAAACAGUUGGAAUGUGCAGGAGAUGAUCUCAGAAUGGAGAAGGAAGUGAAGAAAAGUGAGCAAGAUCUGCAGCAAGUUGGUAAUGUUACUCCUGUUCCUCCUAGCCCUAACCAGGGUGAGAAGGCACAGGAAACUGUAGUCUGUCAGAAGAGCAGCAACCCUAUGGAAGACAUUGCCAUCUCUGAUUCUUGCAGCGAGGAGUCUGUUGAUAUCAUUUAUGACACAGAAACCGAUCAUUCAGACUAUCUGACUCUGAGAAAAGCCAGACACCUGAGGAAAAUGUUUCCUCCUCAAGAUCCAUCAAAAGUAAGAUCCAUUGGUUCUUGUGUGGUAACAAGAAGCAGGUACAGGAAGUCAAUGCCGGAUGCUCAUUCUGUAAAACCUUUAAUGGACAGAACACCUAAAAAGCAUCAAAGCACAGGAAAGGAAUCUGAUGAGUGUCAAGAAGGUUCCCCAGUCUUUAAAUACACUCGUGAUAAACUUGUCCACAUUGACAAGAACAGAGGUUCUAUAGGAAAAGCCAAGAAAAUAGACACUGGCAAUGAAGUAUUUCCUAUCAUUCAAGAAGUGAGAGAAAGCAGGAUAUCUACAAAUGAACGAGAUCUAUCAAACGAUUUAGACAGCAAGACAUCUCAGGCAAAUGAAGUAAUUUCAAGCUGUGGACGGACAGCAAGAGUAGUGAAUCACAGAAAGAAGACUGAAAGUUCAAACUUACCAAACAUGUAUGAUGCUCCCAGCAUACAGAUGACAGAACAAUCAGUAAUUUCUUUUGAUUCAUCAGAAAAUGGUAUAUUGCCGAGUUGUGGAGUAAGGUCAGGGCUUAGAAGGUCACCUCGGAGACCCAAGCACCAAGACAAGGCAGAUGUUUUGGGAGUCUCUUCAGGUGAUAGUUACAGGUCAGAAUUUUCUAGUCUUGCCAAAGGGAGUAAAAAUGCAGGUGGUGAUGAUCCGACAUGCCUCGGGACAUCAGCUAAAAAGGGAAAGCCGAAUAACAGUUUAAAAUUGAAGGAGGAAGAAAGUAGGGAAGAUAAUCCAGUUGAUACAGCCAAGUCAGAUUCUUUGGUAGAUCACUCACAGGUUAGCAAUAGAUUUGCUUCAAAUCUUCAAAGAUCGUGUAGAAGGAAAGACCUUGAAGAAAAAUCACUAUCUUCUGCAGAAAAAGGAUUUCCAGACAGUGACACUUCCUUUAGAGAAAAUUUAAGACAGUCAAGGAAAAGUGUGGCACAAAAAAGUCAUUCUAGUAAUAGGAAUGAUGUUGAUCAAGUUGUCACACCUAGACAACAACAAUUCCUUCCUUGCAGAAAUGCAAAAGGGCGGUUUGUAUCAAGGGAGAAUGAUAGCUCUUGCAAGGGUCAUAACAGAGAAAAUUGUCCAGUUUCACUUGAAUCUUCCCAUCCUCGGGUCAGGUCACUCAGAAAACGAUCCUUCUCAGAAAGCUUUGCUGACCAGUCUUUAUGUUCUACAAACAUUCCCGCUUCCAUACCAACUUCUGCUGAGAAUGCUGCAUUGCACAGUAGAAGCUCCUCAAACGUUGGCAUUGAUCCUCCAGGUACCCAAGAAUUUGACCCAAUACUACCACAGAGUGAGUCACCAGCAAGGUCAAACAAUGUGAAUGGAAGAAGUUCAGGCAGGAUGAAAACAGAUGGCAAAGGGAGUCCUGCAAGACCAAAGACAUCAGGAGACAGCUUUUCAGAAAGCAGGACAAAGGAUGACGAGGAUAUUCCUCAAAGAUCGGAAGGUACUAGGUCGUUGACUAGUGGAGAUUCUGGUACAAGAACAGUAUCCACACAAUAUAGUCCAAGAAGCUCCAAAGUCAGCUCUCAACAUCGACUUUGUUCCUCUCCAAGAGUGCACCUUGUUAGAAAGGCGCUUGAUUUUGAAUAAGGAUCACAUUAGUUUUUACUCUUUUCUCAGAGGUUAACAUACAGAAGGCCUUAAUUGAAAAAAAUAAAGUUGACUUUUAGAAGAGAUAUUUGAUAAUUAUUACCAAGUAUCGCUGUACUUCCGAGAUAUGCUACAUAGUAUUUGCUCGGGAAAAGGAAAUUUAGUAAACAUAAUUGUUGU
Molecule: messenger RNA, 4246 nt
Organism: Lytechinus variegatus (green sea urchin)
Lineage: Eukaryota; Metazoa; Echinodermata; Echinoidea; Temnopleuroida; Toxopneustidae
Exons: 14
Coding region: 125-4066 (1313 amino acids)
Source: RefSeq, a predicted model, not a curated record